UGCCUGCUGCCCGGGCUGGCUGCUGGCCGCUGGGCUCGGGAUGACGCCACCUCUCGCUCCGCCCCGGCGCAAACUCGCUCCCUGCGUUCAUUUCAUUCCUGCUCUCAUUCCGAGCAUUCUUCGUAUCUGUCAGUGCGCGAAAGCGAUUCACCUACACCUUUGCUGGCUGGCCCAGAAACACCAGAAUAACUUGACAUAGUAUUCCAAAUACUCAGUAACAAUACAAUAACAAAAGAGAGGGACAUUUGUACAUGAGAUUUCAGUAAUAAGUUGCUUCUGCCGGGAGUUGGUGGAUAUUUCACGGGGGGAUUUUCGAAGCUGCGUGGAACGGAGAAACACGGAGGGGAGACUUGUUGCUUCGGCACGUUUCUGACGGGCCACUUUUCAGAUCGCCAUCGAAGUUCUGCGUGUUUCUCCCUUGUCUGCUCCAGGCUUUAGCUUGGAGAGCCCGACUGCCAAGAUUGAUCCCAGCAGCUGGAGCGGCAGCGAAAGCCCUGCCGAGGACAUGGAGAGGAUGAGUGAUUCAGCAGACAAGCCUGUGGACAAUGAUGCUGAAGGGGUGUGGAGCCCCGACAUUGAACAAAGCUUUCAAGAAGCUCUGGCCAUCUACCCUCCAUGUGGUCGAAGGAAGAUCAUCCUUUCUGAUGAGGGAAAGAUGUAUGGUCGAAAUGAACUGAUAGCCAGAUACAUCAAGCUCCGUACCGGAAAGACGAGGACCCGGAAGCAGGUGUCUAGUCACAUACAGGUCUUAGCAAGAAAGAAAGUUCGAGAAAUCCAAGCUGCCAUUAAGGUGUCUAGUCACAUUCAGGUUCUUGCCAGAAGAAAAUCUCGUGAGUUUCAUUCCAAGCUAAAGGUUACAAGUAUGGACCAAGCUGUGAAAGACAAAGCCCUCCAGAGCAUGGCCUCCAUGUCCUCGGCUCAGAUCGUCUCUGCCACGGCGAUUCACAAUAAGCUGGGUCUGCCGGGCAUCCCUCGUCCAGCCUUUCCUGGAGCAGGGUUAUGGCAGGGUAUGAUAUCAGCUGGUCAACCAGGAUCCUCACAAGACAUUAAGCCUUUCACCCAGCAACCCUAUCCCAUCCAGCCAGCAGUCACAACAACCAUUUCAAGUUAUGAUCCCUCAGCGGCUCCGACACCCACAGCACCAGCAUGGCAGGGCCGCUCCAUCGGUACUUCUAAACUCCGGCUGGUGGAGUUCUCCGCCUUCUUGGAACAACAGAGAGACCCAGACUCUUACCAUAAGCAUCUGUUUGUACAUAUUGGACAGAUAAAUCAUUCCUACAGUGACGCCCUGCUGGAGUCAGUGGACAUUCGUCAGAUUUAUGACAAAUUCCCUGAAAAGAAAGGGGGCCUGAAAGAGCUUUAUGGAAGAGGACCCCAGAACUCCUUCUUCCUCAUCAAAUUCUGGGCUGACUUGAACUGCAAUAUUCAGGAUGAGACCGGAUCUUUCUACAGAGUCACCAGUCAGUAUGAAAGUUCAGAGAACAUGACCAUUACAUGCUCAACAAAGGUCUGCUCCUUUGGCAAACAAGUGGUGGAGAAGGUUGAGACGGAAUAUGCUCGCUUUGAGAACGGACGAUUCGUCUACCGGAUAAGUCGGUCUCCGAUGUGUGAAUACAUGAUCAACUUCAUCCACAAGCUUAAGCAUCUGCCCGAGAAAUACAUGAUGAACAGCGUGCUGGAGAACUUCACCAUCUUAUUGGUGGUAACAAACAGGGACACCCAGGAGACGCUGCUGUGCAUGGCGUGUGUGUUUGAAGUCUCAAACAGUGAGCACGGGGCCCAGCAUCAUAUCUACAGACUGGUUAAAGAAUGAACACCCCCUCCCCGUCUCUACCACCCCCUCUACACACGCUGUCUAUUUUUCCAGAGACCUACAACCUCAAAGCAAGUGGCAGUGCCUCUUCAUGAAAGUUGUACCUUUAGUGCUCUUUAGACGGUUGAAGUGAGUUCUGCUCAGUUCAGGUUGAAAGACGUGUUUGUUAUUUGACUGCUGCUGUGAAUUGCGGUACAGUUGUUUUAUGGGAACAUUUCUUUUUCAAAUAUGUUGGCUUGGUUUCUGAUGGGUUCUUUUUAAGAACCAACUAUAAUAUGUAAGUAAGAUAAAAGCCACACGUCGUCUUUGUUGUUUAAAAUAUAAAAAAAAGGAUGCAGCACGUGGUUUGUAUGUUAUGUUUUAAGAGUGUUUUAUAUGUAUGUGCUUCUUUGUCUCUGAGAAUCCAUACUGCAGAUAUACAGACGUUCGCCCACGGCAGAUAGAUUUCCCAAAGAAACAGAGCUGACAGUAGCUAUGAGCAGGUGGUUGUGAAUAUUGUAAAAGUUUCUUUUGUCUUUUAAGAAAAACAAACUCGGCUUUCAGUCUGAUGCAUUUCCCUGUGAAAGCACUCCAGGUUCCCGAGAAUGAAUGCACUGUGAAAAAAAAGUCUUGCCUUCAUCUGCUCUAUAAAUGUGGAAAUACACGCACCUGCUUACUGUAACUGGGCAAAAAACAAAAAUGUAUUUUGCUUUUCUAAAGUGACUGAAUCGGACUCAUCUCAUCCAAAAGCACUUUGUUCUCCUGCCAGUGCUCACCUUAGCGAUUCUCCCUUUUGAUCUGUCUUUCAAAGAGCAGGUUAAAUUGUUGUGGCUGUACAAAUCACUGCAGCUUCAUGCCUUUGUUCAGUGUGCCGCAGCGUCGCACCUUCCUGGCCUUUCUGGGUUGGUGCUGUCAUUUCUUCUGCCUUCGUGCUCACAUGAAAUUCACAUGUUUGCGUGGCCUACACGUAUCCCCAAGCCUUAAACAUGCUAUGUGUACUCCAAAAGACGCCACUAAAACUGUGAUCUCUUCAUAGAAACAUUUGUUUUGUCGUUUCUUUGUGUAAUCAGUACAAUCUGCCAAAGUGUAAGUGUAUAGUGCCUUAGAAUAUACUCAUUACACCUUUAUUUUAGUUUAAAAAACAAUUUUAUGAACACAAAAGAUGUACUCUUUGGUACUGCUUGACACAAAAUUCUACUUCAUUUUUGAGACGCAGUACAUGUCUGUUCAGAAACCUUUAUAAACUCAGAGAGAGCUUAUUUUUCUCUUAAGAUAAAAGGACUUAGACACAGACCAACUACCUGUCACUUUGUCAAACACUCACAAGAAAAAGGAAAAAAAAUUUUUUUUGUCAUGUCCUGCUUGGUAGUGAGGAAGUGCCUUUGGUUUCCAAAUUCCCAGCUUCAAAAGGUUGAAAAAGAAAUUAAAAAAUGACAUGUUGCUCAACCAAAAAGAAACCAGUCACCGCAUUGCCUUUUCUAAGGACUAAUGACAGCAGGGGAAAGAUAGCUGGUGCUUGUAAAAAAAAAAAUUUAAAAUCCAUAUAAUCUGUUUUAAUUUGAAGAAAUCAGAAAGUCAGUUGAGGUUAGAGACUUUUCUUUUUUGUUUGAAAUUUGUGUUCCCGUUGACUGCACGCAAAAGGCAAAAAGGUUGAAGCCGCCUGCUUCAUGCACACUUGCAGGCUCAAGUGUUUGGGAAAAGGUUUUAGGACGCCACGGCUCUGUUGAACACGCUGGACUGACUCCAUUAUUGAAAACUGCUGUGAUCCCAACAGAACGGCAACAGUUCACAAACUUAAAAAAAUCGUAUUUGUAAAGGGAAUUUUAGGUUUUAAAAGUCCUUUAAAGCCUUUAAUAAAUAGAACGUUGCUUUCUGUAGCGGGUGGAGGAGGCAUCACGGCUACUUUAAAGUUCAUGAUUACACUUUUUAGAGAUUCUCACUAAGAAUGUAAUAAUUUGAAAUAGUUUAAUUAAAGAAUUUCUAGAUAAUUGCAGAUAUUAUCUUGGGGGGGGAGUGCAGACAGAGUUCAAUCAUUCAGUAUUUUUUGCCACAGUGAUGAAACCGUGGAAACUUAAUUGUUUUUCCUAUUUGUUUCUACUUAUUUUAUGUUUACCUUUUGUGUAGCUGUUCCCGUUUCUGAAUUCCCGUCUUUACUGAGGCGUUUCUGUCUCCUUAAUGUACUUGUGUGCUCGGUUUAGUGAUGCCAUUCUCUGUAUAUUUGCGGUAAGAUGGUUUUGUUGUUGCUGCUGUUACAGUCUGACAUUUUCACACUAAAACCGCUGGCGUGAUGCCUUUAAUGGCCCAGAUGCCUGGUGGAGCAAGGGAAAAUGGACUCAAAAACACACAUAAACAGCUAAGUUCAAUCACUCGACGAACAUAUCAGCAGUUUAGUUUUUGUUAUUUGUGUUUUUCGUUUUCAGAGUAGGUACUGGUACCUUUCUGUUUUGGAAACCAUCUCUGAUGGUGGCUUUAAAGUGGUUCUUGAUGUAGCUUAAACACAGCUAUCAUUUACUCACUUGGGAUUUAUGUGCGGAUGUUUUUUUCUGUAAAGAGGCGCUUUGUAUAAAACGUGUAUCUUAGCUUUUCUUGGUACAGAUGUGUAUUAUCUUUUCAUGACUGUAAAAGGGCAACAGAUAGAAAAAAUGAUGCUCUGUUUCAGUGUUUGCAUAUGGUCUCGUCUUUGCUCCAUGAUAUUAUGAUGCCUUCUUGGAUACAGUAGAUAUUUUGUAGCUUUCUAAAUACUUUCUAUGUAUGCAAUAUUGAAGUAAAAAAUAAAUAAAUCAUCUUGAAAAUA
Messenger RNA from Oryzias latipes (Japanese medaka), 4586 nucleotides. It is a transcript of the gene tead1b, whose product is annotated as TEA domain family member 1b. The record is from RefSeq and is a predicted model, not a curated record. Gene Ontology annotation, biological process: hippo signaling; regulation of transcription by RNA polymerase II; embryonic organ development. NCBI's taxonomy places the organism in Eukaryota, Metazoa, Chordata, Actinopteri, Beloniformes, Adrianichthyidae. Gene Ontology annotation, cellular component: transcription regulator complex. Gene Ontology annotation, molecular function: RNA polymerase II cis-regulatory region sequence-specific DNA binding; DNA-binding transcription factor activity, RNA polymerase II-specific.